This is a messenger RNA of Odobenus rosmarus divergens (Pacific walrus), 2712 nucleotides long. RefSeq names its product transglutaminase 2 (C polypeptide, protein-glutamine-gamma-glutamyltransferase) (gene TGM2). Gene Ontology annotation, molecular function: protein-glutamine gamma-glutamyltransferase activity. The transcript is spliced from 13 exons. The record is from RefSeq and is a predicted model, not a curated record. Bases 100 to 2160 code for a protein of 686 amino acids. Gene Ontology annotation, biological process: peptide cross-linking. NCBI's taxonomy places the organism in Eukaryota, Metazoa, Chordata, Mammalia, Carnivora, Odobenidae.
UCACGGCUCCCUCAGCUUCCGCAGUGCUUGCCUUCAGUGGUCGCACUUGGAGGGUCCAGCCGCCCCGGUCAGAGGAGGAGCCACCGCCACCACCUGACCAUGGCCGAGGAUCUGGUUCUGAAGAAAUGUGACCUGGAGCUGGAGGUCAACGGCCAUGACCACCACACAGCUGACCUGUGCCGGGAGAGACUGGUGGUGAGGCGGGGCCAACCCUUCUGGCUGACCCUGUACUUCGAGGGCCGAAGCUAUGAGGCCAGCACAGACAGCCUCACCUUCAGUGUGGUGACCGGCCCAGCCCCCAGCGAGAAGGCCGGGACCAAGGCCCGCUUCCCGCUGUCCAGUGCCGUGGAGGAGGGUGCCUGGGCGGCCACCGUGCUGGACCAACAGGACGGCGUGGUCUCGCUGCAGCUCAGCACCCCGGCCAACGCCCCCAUCGGCCUGUACCGCCUCAGCCUGGAGGCCUCCACCGGCUACCAGGGCUCCAGCUUCGUGCUGGGCCACUUCACGCUCCUCUUCAACACCUGGUGCCCAGCGGAUGCUGUGUACCUGGACUCAGAGGAGGAGCGGCAGGAGUACGUGCUCACCCAGCAGGGCUUCAUCUACCAGGGCUCGGUCAAGUGCAUCAAGAGCAUACCUUGGAACUUUGGGCAGUUUGAAGACGGGAUCCUGAACAUUUGUUUGACGCUCCUGGACAUGAACCCCAAGUUCCUGAAGGAUGCCUGCCGUGACUGCUCCCGCCGCAGCAACCCUGUCUACCUGGGCCGGGUGGUGAGCGCCAUGGUCAACUGCAAUGAUGACCAGGGCGUGCUGCUGGGACGCUGGGACAACAACUAUGGGGAUGGCAUGAGCCCCAUGUCCUGGAUCGGCAGCGUGGACAUCCUGCGGCGCUGGCAGACCUCGGGCUGCCAGCGUGUCAAGUACGGCCAGUGCUGGGUCUUCGCUGCUGUGGCCUGCACAGUGCUGCGGUGCCUUGGCAUCCCCACCCGAGUGGUGACCAACUUUAACUCGGCCCAUGACCAGAACAGCAACCUGCUCAUUGAGUAUGUCUACAACAAAUUUGGGGAGAUCCAGAAGGACAAAAGCGAGAUGAUCUGGAACUACCACUGCUGGGCCGAGUCAUGGAUGAGCAGGCCGGACCUGCAGCCUGGCUACGAGGGGUGGCAGGCCCUCGACCCCACACCCCAGGAGAAGAGUGAAGGGACAUACUGCUGUGGCCCAGUUCCAGUUCGUGCCAUCAAGGAGGGUGACCUGAGCACCAAGUACGACGCUCCUUUUGUCUUUGCUGAGGUCAAUGCCGAUGUGGUGAACUGGAUCCUGCAGGACGAUGGGUCCCUGUGCAAGUCCACCAACUCCCAGACCGUGGGGAUGAAGAUCAGCACAAAGAGCGUGGGCCGUGAUGAGCGGGAGGAUAUCACCCACAACUACAAGUACCCGGAGGGGUCCCCGGAGGAGAGGGAAGCCUUCAAAAGGGCCAACCACCUGAACAAGCUGACUGAUAAAGUGGAGACGGGGGUGGCCAUGCGGAUCCGCGUGGGCCAGAGCAUGAACAUGGGCAGUGACUUUGACGUCUUCGCCUACAUCACCAACAACACAGCCAAGAGCCACACCUGCCGUCUCCUGCUGCACGCCCGCACCGUCAGCUACAACGGGGUCCUGGGGCCUGAGUGUGGCACCAAGGACCUGCUCAAUCUUUCCCUGGAGCCCUUGUCCGAGAAGAGCAUUCCACUUCGAAUCCUCUAUGAGAAGUACUGUGAGUGUCUGACCGAGUCAAACCUCAUCAAGGUGCAGGGCCUCCUCAUGGAGCCGGAUGCCAACAGGUACCUGUUGGCCGAGAGGGACAUCUAUCUGGAGAAUCCAGAAAUCAAGAUCCGGAUCCUGGGAGAGCCCAAGCAGAACCACAAGCUGGUGGCUGAGGCGUCCCUGCGGAACCCCCUCCCCACGCCCCUGUUAGGCUGCACCUUCACCAUGGAGGGGGCCGGCCUGAUGGAGAAGCAGAAGAUCAUGGACGUCCCGGACCCCGUGGCGGCGGGGGAGGAGGUCAAGGUGAGAGUGGAUCUGCUGCCAUGCCACGUGGGCCGCCAUAAGCUGGUGGUGAACUUCGAGAGUGACAAGCUGAAGGCCGUGAAAGGCUUCAGGAACAUCAUCAUUGGUCCCGCCUAAGGGCCAUGUGCCCAGCCCCGCCUCAGCCAGCUAAGAGCCCCUAACUUGACCCCAAUUUUUGUUCCAAGCUAAUGUACCAAUUACCCCCUCUUGGGCCCCAGACCUCAGAGCCUGUGGGGGUUCUUUGGAAUGGAAUGUAUUCCUGGCUUAUCUUGUGCCUCUGAGCUUGGAUCCCCAUCUCCCUUUAACUGUGAAGAAUGUUCUGUGCUUCCCCAUUAGGACCACUGCCCUUGGCUGACUGGGUCUGGGGUGGGGGAGGAGGGACCCAUGCCUCCCUUUACAACCCAGAUGCCACUGGAAACCGCUGACCACCCACCAUAUUGUUUGGUUUACUCCAGAGCCCUUUGGAACCAGCAAAGGGAGACAGUGUGCCCAUUGACCAGAUCCCAGGCAAUACACAGGCCCCAGGAGCCCUUGGGAGAACCAGAGCAGGUGCAGGUGGAGUCCCAGGAAAGGCCAGACCCGAGGUCCCCUCACAUCCCAGCAGCCCUGGCCCAACCUUCCCCACCACCACCAUUGUGAGGCACCUACAAUGUGCCGGGCACUUCCUGU